This is a messenger RNA of Macrosiphum euphorbiae (potato aphid), 1296 nucleotides long. The record is from the annotation of a GenBank genome assembly. Lineage: Eukaryota; Metazoa; Arthropoda; Insecta; Hemiptera; Aphididae.
AUGACGGAGACGUUCAAAUUGUCCGACUACGAUUGUGUCGGUUUCGACCUAGACAAUACGUUAUGCGAAUACCGCAUAGGGCCCAUGGUCCAGAUGAUUUAUGACGUGCUGAUCGAUUACCUCAUAAAAAACUAUAAUUACUCGGACAGACAUCUGCGGCAGCCGAUAGAUUUUGAUUUCUUUCAGCGGGGUCUGUUUUUAGAUGCUGAAAAAGGUAACAUUUUAAAAAUCAACGGUACCGGUCAAAUACUGAGAGCAGCCCACGGCACAAAAUUCAUGUCCGACGAAGAAAUCGUAUCCGUGUACGGCCCGAACAGGACGUGGGCGGUGACCGAUGUGUUUGUAGACAAUUUUAUAGAAACAUGGAACGGACCCAUGUCCGAAAAAAUCAGACCUCUUCUUGAUUUUUUUGAUAUUCCCGUGUCACUUGUAUUUGGACGUUGUGUAGACGGCAUCGAUAACAUAUCUCGCCCCCAAACCUAUAAUGUCUGGCCUGAUGUGUUAAAAGGCUUGAUCCAUAUGUACUCUAGGGAGAACUUUUCAGCAAACACUGGCGAUUAUUUUCCAUACUUGAAAUCUACUCCCUCUUUAUAUUAUAAUAAAUGUCCAGACUAUGUGCUCAACUGGCUUAAAGAAUUAAAACAAACUAAAAAAGUUUUCCUGAUUUCGGGAUCACAUGUCGACUACGCCAAUUUUACAGCUACACAGUCAUUAGGUGAAAAUUGGAAAGAACUAUUUGACAUAGCAGUUUUUUAUUCAAGAAAACCAGGGUUUUUCACUACGAAUAGACCAUUUUAUAGCACCGACCCUCAAAUGUUAAACGAAUGUGAUAUCGUGGACAACAUACAGUUUAACAAUAUUUAUAGUCAAGGUAAUUGGGAUCAGUUACAUGAUUUAUUUAAAAGAGAAACUGGAAAGUCUAACCCAAAGUGCUUGUAUGUUGGCGAUAACAUACUGCAAGAUGUCGUAGCUCCUGCCAAGUUCUCUGGUCUAGAUACUAUAGCUGUUGUUGAGGAAAUGAAAUUAGAUUCAAACGAUAAUGAUAUUAAUCCCGACAAUAACAUGUUAAGAACAAACAAAUGGAGUUCAUAUCUGGUCGACUCCGACAAAAAAGACACAUCCAUUUGGACUUCCUUCAUUGCCAAUCACGGAAAACUUUGUAUUCCAUCCAUAAAGAACUUGGCAAAAAAGCCUAUAAAUUUUGAAUUUACACCAUUUACCAAAAAUAAAAUCAUAUUUAACGGUAAUGGAUUUUUCCCAUUUAUACCGAAUAGCUUAUACAAAAUUUUAAAGUAA